Spinacia oleracea (spinach) is the source of this 1839-nucleotide messenger RNA. RefSeq names its product geraniol 8-hydroxylase-like. The record is from RefSeq and is a predicted model, not a curated record. The transcript has 2 exons. Gene Ontology annotation, molecular function: iron ion binding; heme binding; monooxygenase activity. NCBI's taxonomy places the organism in Eukaryota, Viridiplantae, Streptophyta, Magnoliopsida, Caryophyllales, Amaranthaceae. Bases 155 to 1660 code for a protein of 501 amino acids.
GUAACUAAAUAAUCAUCUUCAUAAUUACAAACAGCCAAAGCAGAUCAAACUGUUAUCCACAACGACCCCAGUAGUAGUAUGAGAUUUGGCCAAAUCUUUAACAAUAACAAGUAAAACACACAACAAAAGAUAAAGAUAGAGCUCAAAAUCGAUCAUGGAUUACCUGAGUUUUGUGUUGUAUCUCCUUUUAGCAUGGAUUGCAAUCCAUUUAGUCCUAUCAAGUACAAAGAAAGACAGUGAUUCAAGUCCAAGAAUAUUGCCACCGGGUCCUCCAACUGUACCCAUCUUUGGGAACCUGUUCAGCCUUGGAACCAAGCCACAUAUCUCCUUGACUGAGCUUGCUAAGAGAUAUGGCCCUCUCAUGACUCUGCAACUCGGCCGAGUCCCAACAGUGAUCAUUUCUUCUGCUGUUAUGGCAAAAGAAGCCCUCCAAAGAAACGACAUAUCCUUCUCCAACAGGAUGGUCAUUGACGCUGUUUGCGCACUCAAUCACCAUGAAAAUUCAUUAGUUUGGUCCCAGGUAUCACCAAAAUGGCGAAACUUGCGCAAAAUCUGCAGUUCCCAUGUUUUCUCUACCAACAGGCUUGAUGCCAGCCAAAGCCUUCGGAUGAACAAAGUAAAAGAUCUCCUUUCUUAUGCUACAAAAUGCAGUGAAGACAAUACAACAGUGGAUAUUGGACAAGCAGCUUUUACCACUAUCUUAAAUCUGCUAUCAAGCACUAUCUUUUCAGUUGAUUUGGGUGAUCCCAAUUCUGAAUUUACUCAUGAAUUUAAAGAGAUUGUAAGAGGUAUAAUGGAAGAAGCAGGGAAACCCAACUUUGCAGAUUACUUCCCACUUCUUAAAAAGAUUGACCCACAAGGUAUCCGGCGGCGAAUGAGUGUGCACUUCCAGAAGAUAAUUGAUUUAUUCAACUCCAUGAUUGAUAAACGGUUGCAGAGCAGGAAAACAUCAGAUUCAAUUCAAGACAACGAUGUUCUCGAUGCUUUGCUAGGCAUUGAUCAAAAUAAAACCGAGAAACUCGAGCCAUCAAAAAUCCCUUAUCUCUUACUGGACUUAUUCGCAGCGGGAACAGACACAACAUCAAGCACCCUAGAAUGGGCCAUGGCGGAACUGCUCCGCAACCCAGACAUACUAAAGAGGGUAAAGCAAGAACUCUGCGAAACAAUCGGAAAAGAAAACCCAGUUCAAGAAUCAGACAUCAUUCGUCUGCCAUACUUACAAGCAAUCGUAAAGGAAACAUUCAGAUUACACCCAGCAGUACCAUUUCUAGUACCAAGAAAAGUUCAAUCAGAUGUCAAUUUGUUCGGGUUUACAGUACCCAAAAACGCACAAGUUUUGGUGAAUGUAUAUGCAAUUGGAAGAGACCCAGAUGUUUGGGAGAGACCGGAAUUGUUUGAUCCGGAAAGGUUUAUAGGGUCCGAGAUUGAUGUAAAGGGGUGUGAUUUUGAGCUGAUUCCGUUUGGUGCUGGCCGUAGAAUUUGUCCCGGGUUGCCGUUGGCAGUUCGGAUUAUCCAUUUGAUGCUUGGAUCGUUGAUUCAUGGGUUUGAUUGGGAAUUGGAGGGUGGGGUUUCGCCGGAGAUGAUGAAUAUGGAGGAGAAGUUUGGGUUUACGCUGGAGAGAGAUCAGAGGCUUCGUGCAAUUCCAGUUGUUCGUGUUUGAAGGUUGGAUUUUCCAGAUAAAUAUCUUUUCUUUUUCUUUUGGUGAAUCCAGAUAAAUAAUUGUAAUACUUCAUCCCUUCCGGAAAUAUCGCACCAUUUGUAUUUUACACAAUUCACACUACGACUUUGGCCAUUUUUUGUGAUUUGUACGUAAGGAAAUUUUACUCAUGUGUGUGUUAA